Colletotrichum spaethianum is the source of this 780-nucleotide messenger RNA. Its product is annotated as cytochrome P450 monooxygenase lolP1. The record is from RefSeq and is a predicted model, not a curated record. NCBI's taxonomy places the organism in Eukaryota, Fungi, Ascomycota, Sordariomycetes, Glomerellales, Glomerellaceae. Gene Ontology annotation, molecular function: heme binding; monooxygenase activity; iron ion binding. The transcript is spliced from 3 exons. The coding region runs from base 1 to 780 and encodes 259 amino acids.
AUGAUCGCCGCCAACGAGCUCUCGGGCCGCGUCGGGAACUGGCCCCUGCUGCUUGUUACGGCUCUCCUCAUAUAUCUUGGCACAUUGAGCUACCGUUCAUGGCACCGUCUCAGACACGUCCCUGGGCCACCAGGUGCCGCCUUCAGCAAGUGGUGGAUGCUACGUAACACACUGGGUGGGCAGAUGCAUCUCGCUCUCAAGCGAGCCUGCGAUGAAUAUGGUCCUGUCGUCCGCAUCGGCCCCAACGACUUGGUAACCAAUGACUCGGAACUCCUCCGUCGCAUGUGGGCGGUCCGCUCGCCAUACUGCAAAGGCGCCUUCUAUGAGGCCAUCAGGUUCGACCCUACCAGAGAUAACCUCAUAUCCAUGAGGGAUGAUCACGAGCACAAUGAGCUGCGAGCCAAAAUGGCCAUCGGCUACUCGGGCAAGGAGAACGAAGGCUUGGAAGCCACUAUCGACAGACAGAUACAGGCCUUCAUCAGACUCAUCGAGGACCGAUAUGUCUCAACGACCGGCUCUUUCCGUCCCGUGGAUCUGUGCAGAAAGGUCCAAUACCUCACGCUGGAUGUCAUCACAUCGCUGGCUUUUGGCUACCACUUUGGUUACGUCGAGCAAGACGCCGACAUCCACCAGUAUAUCAAGAUGACAGAGCAGAGCAUGCCGGUCAUGAUGACGCUAUCCGUAUUCCCACAAUUGGCAAAGCUGUUGCAGUCACCCCUAUUCCGGCGCGCCAUGCCGUCGCAGCAUGAUCGUGUGGGUUUCGGCAAGUUCAUUGCGUGA